AUGAGCGUUCCCAUGUUGAAGAUUGGUGCCGUGCUCAGCACCAUGGCCAUGGUAACCAACUGGAUGUCCCAGACGCUGCCGUCGCUGGUUGGACUCAAUGGAACCAUCAUCUCCUCUGAGGGCACGCACGAGCGGAUCGUCAGUGGUUUGUACCCGGGUUUAGAGGAGGGCUGGCAGGUGUACAGCACGGCCUCAGAUCCUGACGGCAGGUGUGUGUGCACGGUGGUCGCUCCGGCACGAAACCUCUGCAAACGAGACCCUCGGAGUCAACAACUGCGCCUGUUGACUGAACAGGUGUGUAACGUGAGUCAGUCCAUGGAGGUGGUGGACCUGCGGACAUCCAGAGACCUGCAGUACGUCCGAGACUCUGAGCCGCUGCUGAGAGGAGUGGACGGACGUUUGCACACUUAUGUGGCCAACCCCCGCACUCUGACGACCAAGGGCCUGCAGGAGUUAAAGGGCCAGAUGUCUCAGUUACGCCCCCUUCUGUCAGUGGUGGAGCAGUACAGAUUGGACCUGCACACGCUGGCCACCCUGCGAUUGGAGCUCCUCAACCUGUCAAUCAUCCUGACAGCCAUUCAGGAAGAGAUCGGAGCGUACGACUACGAGGAGCUUCAGCAGAGGGUUUUACUGCUGGAAACCAGGCUACACAGCUGCAUGAACAAACUGGGCUGUGGUCGUCUGACUGCAGUUAGCGGCCCCAUCACCGUAAGAGCCUCGGGGUCUCGCUUUGGCUCCUGGAUGACUGACGCCAUGAUUCCCAGCUCCGACAGCAGGGUGUGGUCGAUGGACGGCUAUUAUAAGGGCAGGCGAGUGUUGGAGUACAGGACCAUGGGGGAUUUCACCAAGGGCCAGAACUUUGUGCAGCAUCUGUUGCCGCACCCCUGGGCAGGAACCGGCCACGUGGUCUACAACGGGUCGCUCUACUACAACAAGCACCAGAGCAACAUCUUGGUUCAGUACCAUUUCCGCUCUCGCAGCGUGUUGCUCCAGCGCAGCCUGAGUGGAGCCGGAUACAACAACACCUUCCCCUACAGCUGGGGAGGAUCCUCUGACAUCGACCUCAUGGCUGAUGAGACAGGACUCUGGGCCAUCUACACCACCAUCCCAAAUGCUGGAAACAUAAUGGUGAGUAGACUGGACCCUCGCUCGCUAGAAGUGCUCCAGAGCUGGGACACGGGGUUCCCUAAGCGCAGCGCAGGAGAGGCCUUCAUGAUCUGCGGCACCCUGUACGUCACCAAUUCCCACCUGGCCGGGGCCAAGGUCCACUUCGCCUACCACACCAACUCCUCCACAUAUGAGUACACUGACAUCCCCUUCCAUAACCAGUACUCCCACAUCAGCAUGAUGGACUACAACCCCAGAGAGAGAGCGCUGUACACCUGGAACAACGGACACCAGGUCCUCUACAAUGUUACACUGUUUCACGUCAUCCGGAGCGACGGAUAGAUCGACAUGUAGGAGAUGGUAAAAAAAAUAGAAAUAUAGUAGAGAUGUGGAGAUGGUUUGCUGGAGGGUACCGCAACUUCCAACACACAUACAUACACAUGCAUACACACACAACCACCA
Molecule: messenger RNA, 1569 nt
Organism: Xiphias gladius (swordfish)
Lineage: Eukaryota; Metazoa; Chordata; Actinopteri; Istiophoriformes; Xiphiidae
Product: noelin-2-like
Exons: 8
Coding region: 1-1449 (482 amino acids)
Biological process (GO): signal transduction
Source: RefSeq, a predicted model, not a curated record